CCGCCCCGUCAUUGUCCCCGUCGGUCUCCGUUUCCCUCCCGUCCGUCCUCAGCGCUUUGAGAGUCGCUGGCCUCCCCCGCUGCCCCGCGCCUCUCCGCCUUCGGUGGGCCAGCCUCGCGAGCAAGAUGGAGGGCUGCCUGGGGGAGGAAUCUUCUCAGAUGUGGGAGCUCAACCGGCGCCUGGAGGCCUAUCUGGCGCGGGUCAAGGCGCUAGAGGAGCAGAACGAGCUGCUCGGCGCGGAGCUCGGCGGCCUCCGGGCGCAGAACGGGGACGCCUCGUGGAGGGCCCGUGCCGACGACGAGCUGGCGGCCCUGCGGGCCCUCGUCGACCAGCGCUGGCGCGAGAAGCACGCGGCCGAGGUGGCGCGCGACAACCUGGCGGAGGAGGUGGAGGGCGUGGCGGCCCGGUGCCAGCAGCAGCGGCUGGCGCGGGAGCGGGCGGCGGCCGAGGCGGCCCGCAGCCGGCGCGCGGCGGAGGCCGAGCGGGGCGCCCGGGCGCGGCUGAGCUCGCGGGCGGCCGAGCUGGAGCGCGAGCUGGAGGCCGCGCGCGCGGCGCACGAGGAGGAGCGCGCCGCCCUGAGCGCGCGGCCGCGCGCCCCCCGCCGCCCCGCCGCGCCCCGCGGGCCCCCCGCGCCGGCGCCCGAGCUGGCGGAGCUGGCGCGGCGGCUGGGGGCGGCGUGGCGCGGCGCGGUGCGCGGCUACCAGGAGCGCGUGGCGCGCAUGGAGGCGUCGCUGGGCCAGGCCCGCGAGCGCUUGGGGCGCGCCGUGCAGGGCGCCCGCGACGGCCGCCUGGAGCUGCAGCAGCUGCAGGCGGAGCGCGGCGGCCUCCGGGAGCGCCGGGCGGCGCUGGAGCAGAGGCUGGAGGGCCGCUGGCAGGAGCGGCUGCGGGCCACCGAGCAGUUCCAGGUGACCGGGGGGCGCGGGCGGGACGGGGCGUCGGGGCGGGCCCCGCGGGGCCCAGGGCACGGCACCGGACGCGGGGGGUGGAGGUGCUGCCGAGUCGGGGCCCGCUGCCCGGAAAAGCCGUCCUGGGGCCAGAGGCCCUUGACUUUCCCAACUUUGUCUGGAGGAGGGAGGGCGCGGCGGGGGCUCGGGGCCCUGCCAAAGCACGGCCCCCGGGAGGGCAGCGGGGCGCCGGAGCCGCGGCCGCCUCCUCACUGUCUGGACGGCCCCCGGCGUCCCCCUGGGCUCUGCUGUCGCUCAGAAGAUGCGCAGGACACCGCUACCUCCCAUCCCCCGCGCCCCCGCAGCGCGGAGUCUGCCGCUCUGGCCGCCGCGCUCCUCCUCCCUCUGCCGGGGGCGGGGGGCGGGGGGGGACGGACCCUCCUAGAGGCCGAGAACUCCCGGCUGCAGACCCCCGGCAGUGGUGUCAAGGCUCCCCUCAGCUUCCAGGACCCUAAGCUGGAGCUGCAUUUCUCUGGGACCCCAGAGGGCCGGCAUCUGGGACCUCUGCUCUCUGCCCUGAGCCCUACCCCCCUCUCUUCGCCCUUGCCCGACACCCUAGAAACACCGGAGCCAGGCUUUCUGAAGAGCCAACAGUUCCUCCAGGCCCGUACCCCGACCUUGGCCAGCACCCCCAUCCCGCCCACACUCCUGGCUCCCUGCGCCGUUACAGAUGCAGAGAUCAGAGCCCAGGACGGCCCCCUCCCCCUGCUCCAGCCGCAGGUGGGGAGGCAGCGGGCUCCGGAGGCCAUGAGGGCUGAAGCCAAGGUGGUCAUCCCCACCGGCGUGCUGCCGGGGCCGGAGGAGCCCGGGGGCGAGCAACAGCGGGCCAGCACAGGCCAGUCCCCCUCGGCCCCACCCCUCAGCCCCGACCACCCUAGUUUAGAAGCCAAGGGUGAAGAACCCAGUGGGUCUGGAAUGUCCAGCAGAUUCCAGGAGGAAGGUGAAGGGCAAAUUUGGGGGCUGGCAGAGAAAGAAGCAGCCGUAGAGGUGAAAAUGGUGAAUGGUCUGCAGCAGGCAACACGGCAAGAAGAUGGGGGUCUGACCUUGGGAGAAACCCAGGACUCUCAGGUUCCUUUGGAAAAAGGAACUCUAAAGUCCCCAGAAAUGGAAAUUCAAGGGCCACUGACGUCCCUGGAAAAACAGACCCAGGAGCCAGUAGGGCCUCUCGAGAAGGAGGGUCCCGAGGAUCUGAGGCUGUUGGAAGAAGAGACUUUAGACGCAUCAAGAAGUCCAGGAAAGGAGAGUCAAGAGCCACUGAGGUCUUUAGAGGGAGAGGCUGUGGGCGUGGUGAGGCCUCUAGAGAAAGAGGUGCUCGGACUGCUGGAGCCCGGAGGAGACGAGGUCUCGCAGUCGCUGCAGUCUCUAGGAAAGGAGACUCGAGAGCUGCUGAGGUCUCUAGAAUAUGGGAAUCAAGAGAACUGGAGACCUCUAGGAAGAGAGAACCAGGAGCCAGUGAGGCCUCUAGAAAGAGAAAACCAGGAGCCAGUGAGGCCUCUAGAAGAAGAUCAGGAAACACUGAGACCUCUAGAAAGAGAGAACCAGGAGCCAGUGGGGCCUCUAGAAGAAGAUCAGGAGACACUGAGACCUCUAGAAAGAGAGAACCAGGAGCCAGUGGGGCCUCUAGAAGAAGAUCAGGAGACACUGAGACCUCUAGAAAGAGAGAACCAGGAGCCAGUGGGGCCUCUAGAAGAAGAUCAGGAGACACUGAGACCUCUAGAAAGAGAGAACCAGGAGCCAGUGGGGCCUCUAGAAGAAGAUCAGGAGACACUGAGACCUCUAGAAAGAGAGAACCAGGAGCCAGUGGGGCCUCUAGAAGAAGAUCAGGAGACACUGAGACCUCUAGAAAGAGAGAACCAGGAGCCAGUGGGGCCUCUAGAAGAAGAUCAGGAGACACUGAGACCUCUAGAAAGAGAGAACCAGGAGCCAGUGGGGCCUCUAGAAGAAGAUCAGGAGACACUGAGACCUCUAGAAAGAGAGAACCAGGAGCCAGUGGGGCCUCUAGAAGAAGAUCAGGAAACACUGAGACCUCUAGAAAGAGAGAACCAGGAGCCAGUGGGGCCUCUAGAAGAUCAGGAGACAUUGAGACCUCUAGAAAGAGAGAACCAGGAGCCAGUGGGGCCUCUAGAAGAAGAUCAGGAAACACUGAGACCUCUAGAAAGAGAGAACCAGGAGCCAGUGCGGCCUCUAGAAGAAGACCAGGCAACACUGAGGCCUCUAGAAAAAGUGAAGCUAGAGCCACUAAUGUCUCUUGGAAAAGACCAAGAGAUAUUUAGACCUCUUGAAACAGAGAAUCAACAGUUAUUAAGAUUUCUAGAAGGGAGCACAGAGGCCAUGCGAUCUUUGGAAACCGAGAACUUAGAGUCAGCACAGUCUGCAAGAGAAGACUUGGGAAUACUGCAGUCUCCAGAAACUCAAGAGCCACUCUGGUCUCUGGAAGAAAAGCAUCAGGAGACAAUGGAACCUCUAGAAAAGGAAAGUCAAGAACCACUGGAGUCUACGGAAGAGAGCCAGGAGUCCUGGAGAUCUCUGGGAGAGUGGAACCUAGAAAACUCGAGACCUCCAGAAGAGAAAGGUCAGGAAAGUCAAAGGUACCUGGCAGAGGAAGAGACCCUGGAGCAGACAGAGAAUCAGGAAUCCCCGGGGCCUUUGAAAGAGGAAGGGCAGGAAUGGCCACUGUCUGCCCCCCAGCAGGGGAGGCAAGAGAUGAUGGGGGACCAAACGCCGUAUCAGGAGAUGCCCCCUGGCGGGGCCGCAGCGGGCAAGGAGGCUGAGGCAAAGCUGGACGUGAGGGAGUGGGGUGACUUCACCGGGAAGUCUGGGGGCCCUGGAGCGCGGCAGCUGGCCACAGGGGAGGGAGGGAGCGCAGAUGCGGGGCACCCAGGGAGCCCUCAGCCCAAAGAGCAGAGGCUCCCAGUUGAGGCGGCCGGAGGGGAGGGAGGCACCGAGGGCUUCCUGGACCCUGCAGGGCAAGGGCCAGAGCAAGCGGGGCCCCCGGGCCUCCCAGCCCCCCAGGGCGUGUCAGAGGGGAGAGACCUGGCGUUGGAAGGUGGAGAGGAGGCCCUGAGCAGCAGCCAGGCCUCAGAGGGCCCCGAGGGGCUAGACACGGCUGUGGGGGUGGCUGCUGCGGGAAGCCAGCAGGGACCAGGGCAGGAGGCGGUGGUGCCCCCCGUGGGUGAGGGAGGUUUGGAGGCAGAGAGGACGCAGGGCUUGAAAGGGCUCGCAAAGGACCCAGAGGAGGCAGCUGCUCUGAAACCGGAGGCUUCCAGCCUGCCCGGCAAGAGCACAGACCCCCAGGAGCCUCCCAGGGGCCGGGAGGACUCAGAGCCUGAGGCCCCCUGGGGGGCAGAGGGGGGGUUCCCUGCCGAGAGCAAGGAUGGGCCCCUGGGGCCAGAGGAAGCAGGGGGAGGUGCGGAACUAGUGCAGGACCCCCCCAGCCCCAGGCCCACAGAGCCCGGGUUCCCCACCCUGAUCCCCGGAGAUGCCCCUGGAGAUGCCCCUGGACCCCAGCCCCUGGCUGAGUGGAGCCGCGAGGCCGGCUGGGGGUGGGAGGGCAGAGGGGAGGCUCUGGGAGGGGCGGAGGGGGCCCCCGAGGAUCCCCAGGAGGAGGGGGAGGAGAACCGAGAAGACAGCGAGGCCGAUGAGCUCGGAGAGACCCUGCCUGACUCCACUCCCCUGGGCCUCUAUCUCAGGUCCCCCGCCUCCCCAAAGUGGGACCUGCUUGGAGAGCAGAGGCUCUCCCCUCAAGGGGAGACCAGAAAGGAAGGCUGGGACCCUUCUGUCCUGGCCCAGCCCGGGGAAGAGGAGGGGGAGGGGGAGGAGGAGGAGGAAUGUGGUCAGGACUCUGACUUGUCGGAGGAAUUCGAGGAUCUGGAGGCGGAGGGUUCUCUCCUUCCUGGGGGCCCCGGGGAGGCUGUGGAGCCUCAGGGCCAGGAGCCCCAGCAGCUGCUGAAGCCUGCGGCCUGGGAAGGGGACGGGGAGUCCGAUGGGUUUGCAGAUGAGGAAGAGAGCGGGGAGGAGGGAGAGGAAGACAAAAUGGAAGAAGAGGGCAGGGAGCCCGGGGCUGGCCGGUGGGGCCUGGGGCCCUCUGUCAGCACCCUCCGGGCUCAGGGCGGCCCUCAGAGGGGGACCCUCCCGGGGGCUGAGAGCAUGGACGUUAGCGUCCCCUGGGGUGAUGGCCUGAGGGGCAGGGCUGAUGCCGGUGAGGAGUCCCAGGACAGCACGGAGCCCUCGGGCUCAGAGGAAGAGUCUGACCCUGUUCCCUUGGACAGAGAGGACCCAGUCCCCGGGGCUCUGGAAACCGGCGGGGGGGUGGAAGGCACCCGCCUGGAGGUUGGGGGCACCCUUGGUGUCAAUGGCCAGGUCCCCAGCUUGAAGGAGGAGUUAGAGCAUGUGAAUGGGGGGGUGGUAAACGGGCUGGAGCAGUCGGAGGGAGGAGGCCAGGGGAAACCGGGGGGCCCCCAGGGGGACCCAGGGAGCCCCUUGGAGGACGAGGAGGAGGGGGGUGCCCUGAAGACCGCUUGGGCAGGAGCUCCUCUCCACCUGGGCCCCGGCCAGUUCCUGAAGUUCGGUCAGCGGGAAGGAGACCUGGAGUCCUGGUCCUCUGGGGAGGACUAGGGAGAGAGCCCCUCCUCCCUCUCUGGGGACUUGCUGGGGUGGGGGUGGGGUCCCUGAGCACCCUCCCUGCCCAGAGGCAGCACCCUUAAGUUACGACCUCUUGACCUGUGGUUUCUGUCCCAGAGGCCUGGCUGGCCAGGGUGCAGCGGGGUGUGGCACGGGGGUGCCUUCCCAGAACCCCUGUGACCCCACAGAGGGGCCCCUCCUGCUGCCACUGCCCCCCAAGGCUUAACCAGCUGAACCCCCGUAGGACUAGCGCCUUUCCUUACAGCCCCCCUUCUCCCCCGCCUGCCAGUGGCGGGGGACUCCUCCCAGGCGAGGGGCUGUGGCAUCUCCGCCACAGGGGCCCCCAUCACACCUUCUCGGGGUGUCUGGCCACCGGCUGAGGGUGUUCCGUGUCCUGAGCCCCUGAGUUCCCGCCGCGUCAUGUCUGACUCAUCCCCGCCCGAAUAAAGUCAUGUUUCCACCUACAAA
This is a messenger RNA of Hyaena hyaena (striped hyena), 6032 nucleotides long. RefSeq names its product nestin (gene NES). Gene Ontology annotation, biological process: positive regulation of intermediate filament depolymerization. The transcript has 3 exons. The record is from RefSeq and is a predicted model, not a curated record. Gene Ontology annotation, molecular function: intermediate filament binding; CCR5 chemokine receptor binding. NCBI's taxonomy places the organism in Eukaryota, Metazoa, Chordata, Mammalia, Carnivora, Hyaenidae. Gene Ontology annotation, cellular component: intermediate filament. The coding region runs from base 126 to 5558 and encodes 1810 amino acids.